AUAAAAUUUUGGGGAGAGUGCUGGUGACUAGGGGGAGGAAGAUGCAGGAAAUUUAUCUUUCAUGAACUUCCGUAGUUAAUUUGCCUUAGGAUCCAAAGCAUGGAGAAUAAGAUUUAAAAAAUUUUUUUUUGAGGAAAGAUGACUUUUCAUCCCAAAGAAAGAAAAGCUAACGUUUUACCUGACUUCCUGCAACUGAAUGACUUGGGAUGUGAAACUAUAGGAGGGAAGAUUUUAUUUGCAACAGACGACUUUUUUGCUCCUGCAGAAAAUCUCUUAAAGAAACAAAGGCCAGUAUUUCACGCUGAUCUAUUUACUGAGUAUGGGAAGUGGAGGGACGGAUGGGAGACCAGAAGGAAGCGCAUUCCAGGUCAUGAUUGGUGCAUCAUUCAAUUGGGAGUGCCAGGCAUUAUUUAUGGAUUUGAGGCAGACACGUCUUAUUUUGCUGGAAACUGUGCUCCUUGGAUAUCAGUCCAAGCUGCUUGUUUGAAGCCAGAGGAGGUACCAGCACUGCCAGCAAGAGGGAACAGAAUAGGAACAGCAGCUUCAGAUGAAGAGUUAAGGGCUGCCAAGGAGAUGAGGUCAGAUGAAUGGACUUCCCUGGUUCUUAUUUCAGAGAUAAAAUCAGGAAAUCUUGACACUGGCCACAACUAUUUUAUUGUGACGUCGAAGCAAAGGUGGACUCACCUAAGACUCAAUAUAUAUCCAGAUGGUGGGAUUGCUCGUUUAAAAGUAUAUGGUACGAUGCUGGGAGAAUGGCCACUUUCUGGUCUGAAUCAUUUGAGUGAUUUGGUGGCAAUGGUGAAUGGAGGUGUCUGUGUUGGAUACAGUGAUACUCAGUUUGGUCAUCCUGGAAAUAUUUUAGGAAUAGGGAAAUCAAAAUCCAUGAAAGAUGGAUGGGAAACAGGCAGAAAUUUGCAAAGACCACCAGUUUUAAAGGUUGAUGACAAAGGAGUCCUGCUUCUACCUGGAAGUGAAUGGGCAGUGUUUCGACUGGGCCAUUCAGGUGUAAUAACACACAUAGAAAUAGACACCAGUCACUUUAAAGGAAACUUUCCAGAUACUUUUAAACUUGAGGCCUGUAUUUUGAGUAUACAAGAAGAAAAUGAGUGUGUAACACAAAAAUGGACCCCAAAACAAAGUCCAAAAUGGAAUAUCUUGCUGCCUGCAACAAAGCUUAAACCCCAUAUGAGACAUUUUUUUGAUGGUACUGCCAUACAGACCAUGGAUGUGUGUACUCAUGUGAAACUUACUAUUGCCCCUGAUGGAGGUGUAAGUAGGAUGCGUCUCUGGGGUUUACCACGGACUCUGUCAGACAUGAGCAAGUAAAAAUCUUCUCAGAAAAAAGUGCAGAAUUUCACUCAUGGUUAAUACAAACCUGCAUACAUCUGCCUAUCUAUCUGAUAAUUGAAUUUUACAGUAUUCCACAGCAUUGGUUCAAAUGUAACAAUUUGUUAUGGAUGUACAAUAUCAAAAUCAUUUUUCUAUCUGAAUGAAUAAUUUACAUAUAUAUUGCGAACAGGUUAUCUGAUUUGGGAAGUUGUAGCAUUUGUUUGGCAAUAAAGGGCAAUGAAUGCAGCUGUAAAACACAUGCAGUACAGUAGGGCCCCGCUUAUACAGCGGGUUAGAGACCAGGCCCCCACCGUAAAGCAGAAAUCGCUGUAAAGUGGAACCCAUUGACUAUAACGGGUUGUGUCGCGUGAAAAUGACGCCAAAAUGCUGCAAAAUGCAGCAAAAUCGGCUUUAAAACGGGGAAUUUCCCCUAAUUGAAAGCCGCCGCAUCAGCAGAACGCCGGAAAACGGAAUGCCGUAAAGCGGGGCCCUACUGUAUAGGGGUUGUAUCCAACUGUUAUACCCUGAGUAAACCCACUGAAAUGAAUGGACCCAAGUUAGGCAUAUCUAUUCAUUUCAGUGGGUCUACUGUGAGCAGACUAAUACUGGAUACACAUAAGGGAGUGUUUUUUGUUUUAAAAUAGAUUACGAAAGUGUGGUGACAUCCAUGUACAGUAGGGCCCCGUUAUACGGCGGGUUAGGGACCAGGCCUCCGCCGUAAAGCGGAAAUUGUCGUAAAGCGGAACCCAUUGACUUUAAGGGGUCGUGUCGCACGAAAAUGCCGCAAAACGGCAAAAUCGGCUUUAAAUGGGAAAUUUCCCGAUUGAAAGCUGCCGCAUCAGCGGAACGCUGUAAAGCGGGGCCCUACCGUAUUGCUCAUAACCAGGACCAACCCAAGGCAGUUUGCUGCCUGAGGCAGAGCGACAAAUGCCCCCCCUGCCCUCAGUCAAGGUAGCUAGUGCCCAAAGCCAGCCAGGCUAGUGUUGGUAUUGAGGCAGAAAAUACUACAAGCACUUCUCCCCUCCAUGGCAGUAAAAAUAUAAUAAUAAAUUUAAAAAAAUUAUAAUUUGCUGCCCUUUCAUGGCACCCAUAAUCAGCUAAGGGAGGUGCCCCCCCUCACUCUGCUUAAUGGUAGGACUGGCCUAUGUCUAAUAUCAUGUUCAUUUUUUUUAUUGCAUCACAGUCUAGAAAAUCCAAAAUAUAUCAUCAUAUAUGAUGCCAUUUAUUACUGCCUUAUUCUAUGUUACUUGUAAUUCCCACUGAAAGUGACAGGAAUUGCUUUGAGGAAGCAUGCUAAUGAGUACAACAUUAAGUGACACUGAUAGAAGGGUUUAGAUUCUGGAAAUAUUAAUUAUAAAAAUUGAUGGCAAAAAUUUAUUCAUAAUCUGAGCAAUAAUAUAUUGCAGUAUAUUUGAUGUUUGUGUACUAAGAAUCAAUUUUAUAUUAAUGUUUUGCUUAGAUCGUUGUUUAUUUUUCCCUUUUCUCAUCUAAAAUGCUUUCCUUUGUUAAUUAUGCUAUAAUAAAAGGAUAUUUACUCA
Molecule: messenger RNA, 2867 nt
Organism: Rhineura floridana
Lineage: Eukaryota; Metazoa; Chordata; Lepidosauria; Squamata; Rhineuridae
Gene: ALLC
Product: allantoicase
Exons: 12
Coding region: 139-1326 (395 amino acids)
Biological process (GO): allantoin catabolic process
Molecular function (GO): allantoicase activity
Source: RefSeq, a predicted model, not a curated record